This is a messenger RNA of Letharia columbiana, 186 nucleotides long. RefSeq lists its product as uncharacterized. The transcript has 4 exons. The record is from RefSeq and is a predicted model, not a curated record. The coding region runs from base 1 to 186 and encodes 61 amino acids. Lineage: Eukaryota; Fungi; Ascomycota; Lecanoromycetes; Lecanorales; Parmeliaceae. Gene Ontology annotation, molecular function: proton transmembrane transporter activity. Gene Ontology annotation, biological process: proton motive force-driven ATP synthesis.
AUGUCGCUGCUAGGCAAGAAAUUCAACGGCCUCUUUGCGCGACCAAUGGCACCUUUCUUCAUCGCCGGGCUGAUUAUGAUGUAUGGGAUCAACUCGGCGGCAAACGCUCUUGCUCAGUCCGAGCAAUUCAAGAACGAUCCGCGAAACCCGAACUCGAAGACGCAGAAGCCGGCGGACAAGCGCUGA